Hyposmocoma kahamanoa is the source of this 4246-nucleotide messenger RNA. RefSeq names its product integrator complex subunit 6 (gene IntS6). The record is from RefSeq and is a predicted model, not a curated record. Gene Ontology annotation, cellular component: integrator complex. The transcript has 16 exons. The coding region runs from base 350 to 3376 and encodes 1008 amino acids. NCBI's taxonomy places the organism in Eukaryota, Metazoa, Arthropoda, Insecta, Lepidoptera, Cosmopterigidae. Gene Ontology annotation, biological process: snRNA 3'-end processing.
CACACCCUAAUUAACUUUCACUUUUAGACUGAGCUACAUUACAAUAUUAAUUUUUCAUGCAAAGUAAAAACAUGGAAAAGUGUGCCAUAAAAUGGCAACACUGUUGCUAGGAUACCGAGCGUUUUUCUAUUGGAGGACGAAAACAUCCGAACAGCAGCCGAACGUUUGAUUAGGUCACGUGGUACUUUUGAGUCUUCGUGGCGUAGCUUGUUCAGCUGCUCGUCGAAGCGGCUGUCGGACGGUUGUCUCUCAGCGAGUCUGCGUACGAUGUAGCGGCCAUUUUUGUUCUUGGUUCAUAAUAACGUGCGCCUAUUUAUGUAUUUAUACGGAUAUUUAGGAAAUUUUCACGAUGACUAUUAUAGUCUUUCUGAUAGAUACAUCAGCUUCUAUGAACCAAAGGGCUUAUUUGGGCGGACGCCCAACAUUGCUCGAUGUAGCCAAGGGCGCUGUGGAAACGUUCGUAAAGGUUCGUCAACGUUCUCCUGAGAGCAGAGGUGACAGAUAUAUGCUUCUAACUUUCGAAGAGCCUCCCGCGAACAUCAAGGCCGGUUGGAAAGAAAACUUGGCAACCUUCAUAAAUGAGCUCAAAAACUUGCAAUGCCUUGGUUUGACUACUAUGGGUGCAGCUCUAAAGCAUGCUUUUGAUGUUUUGAACAUAAAUCGAAUGCAAACAGGCAUAGACACUUAUGGCCAAGGAAGAUGCCCAUUUUACUUGGAACCCUCUGUCAUAGUCGUUAUUACAGAUGGUGGGAAGCUUUCUAGCAAUGCUGGUAUUCAGGAAGAAUUCAAUCUGCCUAUGAAUUGCCCUAUACCAGGCUCUGAAUUGACCCGGGAACCGUUCCGAUGGGACCAGAGGCUUUUCUCUCUUGUGUUGCGAUUGGCGGGUACUCCGGCGGUAGAGAGAGACACUGGCCUAGUUCCAUCUGAUUCUUCUCCUAUUGAUGCUAUGUGUGAAGUUACUGGCGGUCGCUCCUAUUGCAUCACAUCACAUCGUAUGUUGAUGCAAUGCAUCGACAGUCUAGUUCAGAAGGUGCAGAGUGGUGUCGUGAUCAAUUUCGAAAAGAUAGGACCGGACCCACCGCCUAUUGAUGGGAGUAACAGUCGGGAUGGAGGGGAACAGACCGAUGAGAUAAACCAUGAUGGUGAAAAAGAUUUGGACGGCGAUGGUGAUAAAAAUGGGCGCUGGAACGGCGGACAGUAUCAAGCCUCCAUGGGUACGAAUCAAGGCCAAGGGGCAAGCGCUCCUCAGGCGUGGCACUCGUGUCGACGUCUCAUUUACGUGCCGAGAACUGUAUCACAAAAGGGCUUCGCCGUCGGUUUCUGGCCUAUACCUGAAUCAUUUAGGCCGGAUCCUAACGCUCCUACACUGCCUCCUCGUUCAGCUCACCCGGUGGUGAAAUUCACGUGUUCAAGCCAAGAGCCUAUGGUGAUUGACAAUUUGCCUUUCGAUAAGUACGAGCUCGAGCCUAGUCCGCUUACGCAGUUCAUAUUGGCACGGAAACAACCUACUAUUUGCUGGCAGGUUUUUGUAGCAAAUAGUGGAUGCAAGAACACCGAAGUAAGCCACCCAUUCGGCUACCUCAAAGCCUCAACGAACCUCACUUGCGUCAACUUGUUCGUUCUCCCGUACAACUAUCCAGUACUCCUACCUCUGCUGGAUGAUUUAUUUAAAGUGCAUAGAUGCAAACCCACACCGGAUUGGAAGAUGGCCUUUCAACAGUAUUUGGAUAGAAUGCCUUCUUACUAUGUUGCGCCUCUACGAAGAGCGCUAGCGAAGAUGGGCGCCUCCGCUCCAUUGGUCCAGAGCUUGAUUCCCGACACGCAGGAUAACUCACUCAGCUUCUCCGUGCUCAACUAUUUGAAAAGACUGAAGAACCAAGCCAAGAUUGAGUUUGAAAAGCUUUGUGCUGACGUCAUCAAUAAAUCCAAUAGUGCUAACAAUCAGAAAGCAGCAGAAAGUGUCCGAGUUAUGCCUCGUUCUCCACUCAAGAAAGAUCUAACAACGCAUCCGAGUCUGCAAGACAAGUUCUCGGCCCUUCGCGACCAACUUAACGAGUUUGGUGGCUUCGUCGUAGGUCUUUCACGGGGCAGGCAUAAGACUCAAACUCACACUUAUAGGAAUCCUUUCGAUAUUCAAAGGCGGGAUCUUUUAGAUCAGGUGGUCCGCAUGCGCGCGAACUUCCUUCAGCCUUCACUAGCGCAUACAAGACUCGUAGACGAAGACAGUGUUCACUCAAUGCCAGUAGCCCAAAUGGGCAACUAUCAGGAGUACCUCAAGCGUAUGACGCCGCAACUGCGUGAGAUUGAGUCCCAGCCCGUCCGACAGCACAUGUUCGGCAAUCCCUUCAAGAUAGACAAGCGCAUGAUGGUCGACGAAGCGGACAUAGAUCCACUCGGCACCAUCCGAAGUUCGGCCGGAGGGGGUGUAGGCGGCAAGCGAGGGUCAGAGAGUCCCCGGGCGGCCCCGCCGAAGCGCAAGGCAGGGCCAUUGCCACUUCACGUGACGGCACGGCGGCCAUCAUCGCCGGCGCCACCAACACCAGUCGUCCGUACACCACCACCAUUGGCGCCAAUAUCGCCAAUAGCACCAAUGGCCCCGCUGUCGCCAUCGCCUCCCGCUUCACCCGCCGCGCCACAGUCACCGGUCACCACCCGACGACCAGCUUCUCCUCUCGCGCCUGCGCCCUCCGACUUGCCUUCCGGAAGACCACCCGAGGAGCCUCCAACGGUGGAUACUGGUGGCCCCGUCAGCGGACCUCCAACGCCACCGAUCUCUACUCCUGCCGUCGCACCACCAAACUUACCACCCGUCGUCAAACCGUUUCUCAACGGAGACGCUUACACGACGAUGGGUAGCAAGAUGCCGCGGUCUCCCUCUCCUCCACCGGAGCUGCCGCUACCGGCGCCCGCGCCACACGAUUCACAGGAGUUGCAGAUCAAUGCCAUCUUGCAGGGCAUCGCCGCGGAGAAUAACUCCAAUGCUAGGGGCAGGAAGAGGAAACGGAAGGUUAUUACAAGGGUCGAGAAACCGGAGCCGCCGCAAAUAGCACUACCACCGCAGCUGACGCGAAAGGAGCUAGCCGAUAUCCGAAAACACAACCUUAACGUGCGCUCCGAAGUGUAUAGAGCUGUCCGUCGGCCCGGGAAAGAUUUCACGAAAUUGUUCGAACAUUUAAAACAAUUGCAAGGGGGUGUGGACAUUAAAAAAGAAGUGAUUCGCGAUGUGAUCAAUGAAUCGUUGAGGUUCAAAAGGAAAGCCCUUGCGAAACUUCUAGAAGACUUUUUAGCAGGGCUAGAGAAGAAUGGAAGCAGUGCCUCUGUCGGUAUAAAGCGGGUGGCCAAUUCUGUGUACAGUGGAACUAAUAAUCAUAGCUAGUGGUCACCACGCAUUCCGUGGACGUUCUCCACAUAAAGUGGUUUGCCACGGGUGCAUGGAAAACUAAAACAAAACAAGUGCGCCGAUCGGUCAGGUACACAGUGCUCCUUUAAUUUUAAAUUCACCUAAGAUUUAUCUUACAAAAAUUGUGUCUAACGUUUCAUAGUUAAUCCGAUACUUGCCUUGUAUUACAAAGAGAUUAAUAAAAUGAAGAACGCUAUCCGCCUAAAAACAAUGAAUUUUAUGAUCUCUUUGGUAUCAAAGGCUACAAAUACUAGUAGAUUAAAUAACGCUUCCCUAGUCUUAUGUUUCUUUGUGAAUGUCUUGACAUGUUUCUUUGUCCUUGAAAAUAGGCAUUUAAAUUGUAAGCAGUGACCAAUCACAUGAAUCGAAUUUGUGUUUAUUGCGCAAACGCCAAAAGAUUUGUUUGUUAGGAGCUAAGUUUGACAUCAAAUCUCCUGACAAGUUUGCGUCUGCGCAUAUUGACACCAUAGUUUAUUUGACCAACAAAUGUCAUUAAGAGUGUUGAUCAAAAUGGACCAGUUUUCUCUGUCAUUUUGUGUGCGUAGUGAUUAUGGUAUUUGAAAACAAAGCAAUAUGUAUUUAGAAUGUUUUAUAAAACGAGUGUCUUAGUUCAUACAAGAUGACAGUAAUACUGUGUAAUUACAGAGAUUGUAAAUAUCACUGUAAAUAUAGCAUGUAGUAUUAUUACCAAUGAAAAUAAUGUACUUUAAGCAUGCAUUAAUGCAUCGGUUGAAGCGCUUUUCAGUGUGGUGUAAUCUUCACGGUAUGAAAUUAUGAUUGUUAUAAAACACCUUAUUGAACGUUGUUUCUCAAUGCAAUAUUGGAAAUUGAAUCAAUUUUUAAUAA